Molecule: messenger RNA, 2661 nt
Organism: Aegilops tauschii subsp. strangulata
Lineage: Eukaryota; Viridiplantae; Streptophyta; Magnoliopsida; Poales; Poaceae
Molecular function (GO): protein binding
Source: RefSeq, a predicted model, not a curated record
AUUAGUUUUCGAUGUAUGCAACUUAGCAACCAUGGUAACAAUCUAUUAGAUUACUGCACACAACUAUUAGUAGGCUACUAGAUGAAUUCAUUAAUACACACGAUGCAAUUCAUCUAGCAUCAAAGUUGCUCCUAUUUAGCACUGAAGUUGCCUCAUUUAGCAUCGAAGUUGCUUUUGAAAAGAAAACUUCAAAACAUAUUCAUAUGGGAUCUAGUUUUGAAGCGUUCGUCAUGAGGAACCCAAAAGUGAAAACCGAUCAUCAUUCCGACACGUGGUUUGAAAGUUAUAGUUUUUUGAAUUUUUUCGUACUGGAAUUAAUGCAUGUGACGUCAUCAUUGCAUUGACGUGUUUGGUCGGACCACGUGAAAAAAAAUCAACGCAUUGUUGAAAGUAAUCUUUUCAUAUAUAGAAUGGAGGGGGGGAAGAAUUUCCAAAUCUGGAUGAUGAUUGUGUGGGUCGCGAGCCAUCGAAUGACUGCAGCACGUGCGCUCGACUUCACCAGAAAACGCAGCUGCACUUUAAGCAUUCGGGAAAAAAAAAAAGCUAGGGUCUCACCGAGAGGAAAGGGGAUCGAGGGUCAGUUAUUUUUUUAGAACGAAAUCGGGGGUCAGUUAUGCGCCGCCGCCUCCUGCCGUGCGUCGAUCUCCACCAUCUCGCCGUCGCCGUCGGAUGCCGCGAAUGAGGAUCCACUGAUGCUUGAGAAGAGGCGCCCAAAUAAGCAGCUCCCCCUUUGGGAGCUGCAGUCCCCAAUCCAAGCAGCAGCAGCAGCAGCUCCUUUCCGAGCUGCGACCGGCAAUCGAAGCAAUCAAGCGGCUCCAUUCCGAGCCUCAAUCCGCAAUCGAAGCAGCUCCCUUUUUGGUAGCAAUCAAGAAUCAAAAGCAGUCCUUGCCGGAUUACAAUUAGAAACAGGCCCUCUUUCGAAUUCAGUCUCCGAGUUUCCAUUGGUGGCGGAAACCUAGCAGCUAUAUAUCAGUUUGAAGAGGAGACGAUCAGCUCUCUUUCCAGGCAAACGGCUGCCAGAACGGCCUCGGCAAAUCCUCCCUCGACAUGAUGGAGGACAAUGAGGUUGAUAGGCUCAGCAAGUUGCCUGAUGACGUUUUGCUCAACAUUGUGGAGCGACUUGAAAUCGCUGAUGCUGCACGAACUACCAUCCUCUCCACACGUUGGAAACAGAUCCCUGCUAUACUCUCAAAGGUUGUUAUCGUGGCUGGUUCUUUUGAGCCCAAGCACGGAAGGAGGAAGAUAACCUCAGAUGAUAUAGUUCGGGCCAACGCCACCGUGCUGGAAGCUGCUAGGUGCAUACUGGGAAGGAGGGCUGGGAGUCUAUCCACCAUUCACCUGUUGUGCAUGCAAUUCUACUUGGGAGAUGAGUCUGUUUUCAUUGGCCAGACUGUUGCCAACACCAUAGCAACACAAAAGGUCGCUUCAGUUGAUUUUACAAUCAUGACGAAGGUGCGCAGAAAUUGUUCCGUUGAUGAACUGCUCACUUAUGGGAGGCAGUUCAUGUCAUUCUUUGGUUCGUGUCCAAACACAUUUGGUGGUCUUGCACGCCUCACGCUAGAGAAUUUGAGGUUGGGUGAAUCAGACUUCCCCAAAAUUUUCAGUAUUUGCAAUCAACUGGAGUUCCUCCGUUUCCAACAGUGUGAUGCGGGGAAUAUGUCUUUGCUGGAAGUGGAACACGAACAGCUCCGUGAAUUACUGAUUUUUUGUAGCAGUAUUAAGAGGGUUGCUCUGAAGUGUGUACCAAAGCUCACAAUACUGAAAAUUAAUGCUUUUAUGUCUCCAGAAGACCCCUUCUGUCUGGGCUAUGUCCCACUGCUUCAGACUGUGACCGUCAUUAAUACUGGUCUUUCGCGGCACAAGAUGCUCAAGUUAAGCGAGUUGCUGGGUAAGACCGCCAUAAGCACCCUCCAUUUGAACUUCAAAUGUGAAAAGAUUUGGGUGAAACCAGAAGGUCGAAAGCAAUUGCUACCGGUGUUCCACAAACUAAGGCUUGUGAAUUUGAUCAACAUUUCUGAAGAAUGUGAUCUGACUUGGACGAUGUUCAUACUCCAAGGUGCACCCGCCCUUAAGGAACUAUGCAUCAUGGUGAGGGAUCAUUUAUGUGAAAUGACAACCGGGGAGGUGAGGAAGAGGUUUACGUACAGCGAGAAGAAGGACAAAGGACUAGAGUGGGAACCAUCUUCCCCUGAUUUCAAGCACCACAAUCUGGCUGAGCUCAGGAUCUAUGGGUUUCAGGCAGAAGACAGAUUCAUGAGGUAUGCCAGAAAUGUCAUGGAGGCAGCGGUUAACCUGGAGGCCAUGAACCUAUAUAGAAAUCCAGGGUGUGACAAGUGCAAGCACACGCUUUCAGGUCAGUGGACAUGGACGGAGAUGUUGUUGAUCAGAGACAAAAUAAACAAUGGGAUGUCGUCACAUGCCAGGAUUCACUUCCCGAGUUGAGGGCAAGUUUUUUUCUUAAGACAGAUAUUGCUCGCGUCUAGAAUUUUGGCAAAUGGAAACUGCCAAUGUUUGUUAUUUGUGAUAAAUGCUUGCACCUUGUUCUCGUUUCAAAUUGUAUUAUACUAAGCACUGCACUGGUGACAAAGCGUGUUAUAGCCGAAGAACAUUUCGUGCAGACUGAACAAUGAACAUCUUUGACAUCUGUCAGCGUUAGCCUCU